CGAGAGCUGCAACGGCGGAAGAGCUCUUACAUCAUUCUCGGUACAUAAAAUACUUCGGAUCCGGUUUUAAUUCAUUUAGUGAAGUCUAUUUAUUUGUGUUUCAGGAUGCCACGGAAAGGAAAGAGAUCUCAGGCUCAAAAACUCCGUUGGAGAAAGUUUACCUGGAAAAACCUGGAAGAUGAACAGACCAGACUCUCCAGGAUUAACAAGGAUCAGCUUGGUGACGACAUGCAGAUGGAGCUGUGCAGCACUUCUGAUGGAAGAACAUCGAAAUCAGUGGGACACGUCCCCCCUGUGGAGCAACAGGACAGAGAAUUCUGGAAAAAACCUCUAAAAGAGGAAGAAACUGAUAAAGAUAAAGGUUAUUUCUAUGGAGCCUCAUCAAGCUCGGUAGAAGUCAUCUCUCCUGAGGAACACAAAGGGCAUACUGGAGGAUUCCAGAUCAUUGUGAAAGAUAAACCUAGACAUGAUGACUAUCUCUAUUGUGAGGAUUGCAAAUCUUUCUUUGUCAAUAAGUGUGAGGUUCACGGUCCGGCUCUCUUCAUCCCUGAUGUUGCGGUUCCACUGGGGGUCUCUGACCGAGCCACACAAACCGUUCCUCCAGGUCUAGAGAUUCGGAAGUCCAGUAUUCCAGAUGUUGCAGUUCCACUGGGGGUCUCUGACCGAGCCACACAAACCCUUCCUCCAGGUCUAGAGAUUCGGAAGUCCAGUAUUCCUCCAGGUCUAGAGAUUCGGAAGUCCAGAAUUCCAGAUGUUGUGGUUCCACUGGGGGUCUCUGACCGAGCCACACAAACCGUUCCUCCAGGUCUAGAGAUUCGGAAGUCCAGUAUUCCAGAUGUUGCAGUUCCACUGGGGGUCUCUGACCGAGCCACACAAACCCUUCCUCCAGGUCUAGAGAUUCGGAAGUCCAGUAUUCCAGACUCAGGCCUGGGAGUGUUUAACAAUAGUGACACUAUUCCUGUUGGUGCGCACUUCGGGCCUUACCAGGGAGACACGGUAGAGCGAGAGGAAGCCAUGAACAGCAGCUACUCCUGGGAGGAUCAGCUUGGUGACGACAUGCAGAUGGAGCUUUGCAGCACUUCUGAUGGAAGAACAUCGAGAUCAGUGGGACACGUCCCCCCUAUGGAGCAACAGGACAGAGAAUUCUGGAAAAAACCUCUAAAAGAGGAAGAAACUGAUAAAGAUGAAGAUUAUUUCUAUGGAGCCUCAUCAAGCUCGGUAGAAGUCAUCUCUCCUGAGGAACACAAAGGGCAUACUGGAGGAUUCCAGAUCAUUGUGAAAGAUAAACCUAGACAUGAUGACUAUCUCUAUUGUGAGGAUUGCAAAUCUUUCUUUGUCAAUAAGUGUGAGGUUCACGGUCCGGCUCUCUUCAUCCCUGAUGUUGCGGUUCCACUGGGGGUCUCUGACCGAGCCACACAAACCCUUCCUCCAGGUCUAGAGAUUUGUAAGUCCAGUAUUCCAGACUCAGGCCUGGGAGUGUUUAACAAUAGUGACACUAUUCCUGUUGGUGCGCACUUCGGGCCUUACCAGGGAGACAUGGUAGAGCGAGAGGAAGCCAUGAACAGCAGCUACUCCUGGGAGGAUCAGCUUGGUGACGACAUGCAGAUGGAGCUGUGCAGCACUUCUGAUGGAAGAACAUCGAGAUCAGUGGGACACGUCCCCCCUGUGGAGCAACAGGACAGAGAAUUCUGGAAGAAAACUCUAAAAGAGGAAGAAACUGAUAAAGAUGAAGAUUAUUUCUAUGGAGUAUCAACAACCUCAUCAAGCUCGGUAGAAGUCAUCACUCCUGAGGAACACAAAGGACAUACUGGAGGAUUCCAGAUCAUUGUGAAAGAUAAACCUAGACAUGAUGACUAUCUCUAUUGUGAGGAUUGCAAAUCUUUCUUUGUCAAUAAGUGUGAGGUUCACGGUCCGGCUCUCUUCAUCCCUGAUGUUGCGGUUCCACUGGGGGUCUCUGACCGAGCCACACAAACCCUUCCUCCAGGUCUAGAGAUUCGUAAGUCCAGUAUUCCAGACUCAGGCCUGGGAGUGUUUAACAAUAGUGACACUAUUCCUGUUGGUGCGCACUUCGGGCCUUACCAGGGAGACAUGGUAGAGCGAGAGGAAGCCAUGAACAGCAGCUACUCCUGGGUGAUAUAUGAGAGCAAGCAGUGUGAAAAAUACAUAGAUGCCACAUCAGAGGUGCAUUCUAACUGGAUGAGGUAUGUGAAUUGUGCUCGUAAUGAUGAAGAGCAGAAUCUGGUGGUGUUUCAGUAUCAACGUGGAAUUAUGUACCGCUGCUGUCGACCCAUUAAACCAGGGCAGGAGCUCUCGCUGUGGUAUGAUGAGGAGUAUGUCAAAUAUGCUGGCAUCACGUUUGACUACAUCUGGAACAAAAAAUGCUCUAUAAAUAGCAAGGAUAACACCUUGACACAAGUCUUCACCUGCUCCUUGUGUCCAGUUUCCUACACAGUUCAAAUAUACCUCUACAAACACAUCAGGAGAUGCCACAAUGAAGAAUAUGUGAAACUAUUCAAAUCAGGAGAGAUUGCUGACCUUCUCACUGACACCUCACAGAAACCACUCCGGAGAAAAAAUUACCACUGUGCAUACUGCGGAAAGGGUUUCACCUACCAGAGAAAUCUCCAACAACAUCAGCACUGUCACACAGGUGAGAGCUUGUAUCAGUGCUCACAGUGUGGGAAGAGUUUUACUCUACAGAGUAGUCUCCAACUACAUCAGCGCAUUCACACAGGAGAGAAACCCUAUGAGUGCCCACGGUGUCUAGAAAGUUUUAAUGAUCAGAUUGAUCUCCAAGCACACCAGCACAUUCACCGAGGAGACAAACCAUAUGAGUGUUUACAGUGUGGGAAGAGUUUUAGUGAGAGAGGAGCACUUCAAAGACACCAACACAUUCAUACAGGAAAAAAGCCAUAUCAUUGCUUAGAGUGUGGAAGAAGUUUUACUCAACAGUGUAAUCUCCAAAUACACCAGCGCAUUCACACAGGAGAGAAACCAUAUCACUGCUCACAGUGUGGAAAGAGUUUUAAUCAACAGAGUAAUCUCCAGAAGCACCAGCACAUUCAUACGGGAGAGAAACCAUAUCGCUGCUCAGAUUGUGGAAAGAGUUUUACUCAACAAAGUAAUCUCCAAAAACACCGGCGUAUUCACACGGGAGAGAAACCAUAUCACUGCUCACAGUGUGGAAAGAGUUUUAAUCAACAAAGUAAUCUCCGAAAACACCAGCGUGUUCACACAGGAGAAAAACCAUAUCACUGCUUAACUUGUGGAAAGAGUUUUAGUGACCGUUGUAAUCUCAAAACACACCAGCGCACAACACACAGUUAACGUUUUAAUUUUUUCAGAAUGUUUUUCUGCAUGUUUUUCUGACGUCCUGUAAUAGGCUUGUCACAACUUGCAAAUGUAUACAGUUAUAAUGUCAUACAUAGCAUUACUGAUAGCAUUCUGUUAUUUUAUUUAUUAUUUUUAUUAUUAUAUAAAUUGUCAUUUUUCCUUUUCUCAAAUAUGUCAUUCCCUUAGUUCAUUGUUCGCAGCCCAGACAUCUCUCAAAGUAAGAUGCUCCUCUGUAUAUUGUAUAUUGCAGCCCUUCGGUCUAUAGAGGAAUCCAGCCCAUCAGUCUCAGUAGGAUUGCAAUUCCUCAGUCGCUGGGAUCACAACCUUUUAAGUCACUCUAUGAACCCUGUCCCUCACUCACUUAUUCACCCUGUCCUUCACUCACACUAGCAUUGCCUCUCAAACGCAUAAGGACUGUAGUUCCUCUGAGAGGCUGCAAUCUUCAAGGGACAGAGGAGCUGCAAUCCUCAAGAGAUUAAGAUGCUCCAAUUUUAGCAGAGCUUGAGGAGCUGCAAUGCUAGUAUAAGUGUGGGGCUGUGAUCUGAAAGUGACUGAGGGGCGGCGAGGCCUAAAGUGACUGAGGGGCUGUGACCCUAGAAUGACUGUGACACUGCAAUCUUCAAACGUUUGUCAUUAUAGGAUUGCAGCCCCUCAGUCUCUUGAGGAUCACAGCCCCUCAGUCUCUUGAGGAUCGUAGCCUCUCAGUCAUUCAAGGAUCUCAGCCCCUCAGUCACUUUAAACCUUACAGUUCCUCAGUCACUUUAAGAAUUGCAGCCCCUCAGUCUCUUGAGGAUCACAGCCCCUCAGUCUCUUGAGGAUCACAGCCCCUCAGUCUCUUGAGGAUCGUAGCCUGUCAGUCAUUCAGGAUCUCAGCCCCUCAGUCACUUUAAGCCUUGCAGCCCCUCAGUCUCUUGAGGAUCACAGCCCCUUAGUCACUCUAAGAUUUUAGAGCUACAUCGAAUCCCCUUGAUUCCAGCCCUGUGGCCAGACUAGGAUCGUAGCCUGUUGGUUCCUUUACUAUACAGCCCUUCAGUUUCUCAAGGAUUGAAGCCCCUUGGUCACUCUGUUUUAAAGGCCAGAGUAUGCUCCUACAACAUGGGGCCUUUCAUCUGGGGAGAAGUUGUAUUUCAGCUCACAGUGUAGAGAGAUUUUCCAGUGGUAGCAGCACAUUCACAUAUUGAAUGUAGUUUCUUCAGUAAUUAGCAUGUUUAGUAAACAUUUCUUCAAAUCACUGUACAGUCAGAUUUUUUUUAGUGUAAAUUGUUGGUAUAAAUCUUUUGACUGUUGGCAUAAGGGAUUUCAUAUUGCUAUUGUUCUUGACUUUGUGUAAAAGACGAGUUAAUAUAUUCUCUAUUCAUUUGUUUGAUACAUGGUAAUUUAUUCAGUAGCAGUUUUUG
This is a messenger RNA of Tachysurus vachellii, 4730 nucleotides long. RefSeq names its product histone-lysine N-methyltransferase PRDM9-like. Gene Ontology annotation, cellular component: nucleus. NCBI's taxonomy places the organism in Eukaryota, Metazoa, Chordata, Actinopteri, Siluriformes, Bagridae. The coding region runs from base 106 to 3327 and encodes 1073 amino acids. Gene Ontology annotation, molecular function: histone methyltransferase activity; protein binding. The transcript is spliced from 15 exons. The record is from RefSeq and is a predicted model, not a curated record.